Molecule: messenger RNA, 2242 nt
Organism: Anastrepha obliqua
Lineage: Eukaryota; Metazoa; Arthropoda; Insecta; Diptera; Tephritidae
Product: mitochondrial intermediate peptidase
Exons: 6
Coding region: 15-2132 (705 amino acids)
Biological process (GO): peptide metabolic process
Cellular component (GO): mitochondrion
Molecular function (GO): metalloendopeptidase activity
Source: RefSeq, a predicted model, not a curated record
AGAAGCAUUGGAAAAUGAUAAGGACAGGUAGGAAUACAGCGGCUAUAUCCCUGCUCAAACAAUUGCAUCAAAAUGUGUCAACAUGGUCUACUCCGCUGGCCACUGCAUUCAAUUCCCCACCAUAUAAAAAAAUUAACUUUACGCGAAAUGAGUCGGGGCUAUUUUGUUUACCAGAAUUACGUUCAUUUGAGGGAUUCUACCUUAUGCGCGACAAUGUAGCAAAUAAAACAGACGAGUUAAUAACUGAAGCUACAUCACCUAAUCGCCAACGAAAGAUGGUGGAAAUUUUUGAUGAACUGUCAGACUCGCUAUGUAAAGUGGCUGAUUUAGCCGAAUUUAUACGAAUUGCUCAUCCUAAAAAUAAAUUUAACCAGGCCGCAGAGGACGCCUGUAUUACUAUAAGUGGAAUUGUAGAAAGUCUAAAUACGCACAAACCUCUUUAUACGGCGUUACGCAAUGUUGUAGAGAAUGACGAUUUUGUUCCAACUACUGAAGUAGACAAACAUGUUUCCAAACUAUUCUUGUUCGAUUUUGAGCAGUCAGGCAUUCAUUUACCAGAAAAGGAGCGACAAAAAGUGGUUCGGCUAAACGAUUAUAUUUUGCAAUUGGGACAAAAAUUCAUGGCCGGUGCGGUACAGCCUACAACUGUCCGUCGGAGUGAUGUUCCACUUUCAGUUCGGAGCUACUUUCCCUCGGAGGGUGAAAACGUGCUAAUUUCCGGUUUAUAUACGAACUCGUCUAAUGCACUUGCACGUGAAACGGCUUACCGUCUAUUCCUGCAACCAUCUCAACAGCAGGAUCAAUUGCUUUCAGAUUUACUCUUAUGCCGUCAUGAAUUAGCUCGCACUUGUGGCUUUGAAACGUAUGCACAUCGAGCACUCAAUGCCAGUACUGUGGAACAUCCGCAGAUGGUUCGAGAGUUUCUAGAUGAAUUAUCUCACGGCCUUCGCCCUCGUGCUGAUGCUGAUUUUAGAAUUAUGGAAGAAAUGAAGCGUAAAGAAAGCGGAUUAACUGAAGCUCGUCUCGCCUCUUGGGACCCUCCAUAUUUCACUUCUCAAAUGGAACGUAAAUCUUUAAAUUCAAAUACUAGUGAAUUCUUGCCGUACUUUAGUUUGGGUGGUUGUAUGGAAGGACUUGAUAAUAUAAUGCGCUCAUUGUAUGGAAUAUCAUUGAAAAACACCGAAAUGGAGCCGGGUGAAGCCUGGAAUAAUGACAUCUAUAAAAUAUCGGUUGUACACGAAACCGAGGGUUUACUUGGUUACAUUUACUGUGAUUUUUUCGAACGUAAUGGCAAACCAAAUCAAGACUGCCACUUUACAAUACAAGGUGGUAAAAGACUUUCCGAUGGUAAUUAUCAGUUGCCAAUCGUCGUUGUGAUGCUAAAUCUAUCUCAGCCACACUGGACUGGGCCAGUACUCCUGUCUCCUUCGCGAGUUGACAAUCUUUUUCAUGAAAUGGGGCAUGCUAUGCACUCGAUGUUGGCACGCACAGAAUAUCAACAUGUAACGGGUACUCGAUGUAGUACAGAUUUUGCGGAAGUUCCCUCCGUAUUGAUGGAAUAUUUCGCAAGCGAUCCACGUGUACUUCGUACGUUUGCCCGUCACUUCCAGACACAGGAACCAAUUUCUGAAGACAUGCUUCUAAGAUUAUGUGCCUCGAAGAAACUGUUCUCAGCCAGUGAAACCCAGCUUCAGGUUUUCUAUUCUGCUUUGGAUCAUGUCUACCACAGUGGACCGGCACCACAAAAUAAAAGCACAACAGAGACUUUGAUUGAAGUGCAAUCAAAAUACUACAGCUUACCACAUGUAGAAAAUACGGCUUGGCAGCAGCGUUUCUCACAUUUGGUCGGUUAUGGAGCAAAGUACUAUUCAUAUUUGAUAUCGAAAACUAUUGCAUCGUGGAUUUGGCAAACGUACUUUGAAGAAAAUCCAUUCAAUCGAGAGUCUGGCGAAAAGUAUCGUCAAGAAAUAUUGGCACACGGCGGAGGAGUACCCUCUAGACAACUGGUUACUAACUUUUUGAAGAGAGAUAUGACUCCACAAAUUCUUGCACAAAGUCUACUACACGAGAUCGACAUGAAUAAUGAUAAAGUCCAAGACAUUAGUAAAAGUGUAUUAAAUGUGAUGCUGUGAUACCGUAGUGUUGCUUAAAUUGUGUACAUUAAUCAUCCAAAAUGUACUAUUUAAUUAGCAGAAUGUGACGUUUUAAUCAAACAUUAAAGUCUACAAGUAUGGUUUUUAAA